GCGAAUUGUCAAAGAUGUCGUCGGGCUUUGGGUUCAAGGGCACGGCCAACCGGUGCUACUCCUUCUGGAAGGAGGUCGAGCGCUGCAACCGCGAAGCGGACCUUCCCGGCUCGUGCGCCGCUCCCGUCGAAGACUACCUCGAGUGCCUCCACCACAAGAAGGAGUUCUCGCGCAUGAAUGCCAUGGUUGUCCAGCAGGAUCGCGAAGCCAAGGGCCUCGGCAGCAGCAGCGCGCCGCAUCAUUAGCCGCUCCGUACUCCGUAAUACAGCUCUAUAUGGUGGCCGUUGUCGAUCCGGCCUCGUGAAGGUAGCCCA
This is a messenger RNA of Saprolegnia parasitica CBS 223.65, 314 nucleotides long. RefSeq lists its product as hypothetical. The record is from RefSeq and is a predicted model, not a curated record. Lineage: Eukaryota; Oomycota; Saprolegniomycetes; Saprolegniales; Saprolegniaceae. The transcript has 3 exons. Gene Ontology annotation, biological process: mitochondrial respiratory chain complex I assembly. Bases 15 to 245 code for a protein of 76 amino acids.